GGCAUCCAACAUGGUGGAGAAGGUCUAAAACAUUUCAGAAAACCAGUGAAUUUCAGUCGAAAUCAUGGCGAUCAAAGAUGUACUUCACAUUUUUCAUCCUCACUUUCUAAUGAACUUCAUGUUAGCAUCAUGUUUCUUCGUUUUGAAGUCAACCCCUGGGAUAUGCGAUCAGUUAUUUGAAGAUUGCCAUCUGGAAAUUCAAGAGUAUGAAAUGGUUACCUUCUUGGGGUGCAUGAUAGUAAUCAAGAACAGGAAGACAAGUAACUAUCAGAGCUAUCUAUCAACGGUUUUCAUGUUUGCCAAGGCAAUAAGUUUGGUGAUGUUCGUCCGGCAAAAUCCCCUUUAUGGUGUUAUCUAUGGAUUGCUCAUUCUAUUUCAUCUUGCCUUCCUACCUGAGCCAACUUAUUCUGGACCAGAGGAAGUCAAAUAUUUCAAAGGGCCUCACUUAGAUGAAGAACUCGAGAAUGGAGACAAGAGGAUAUCAUGGAUCAUUGAGUUCUAUGCAGCAUGGGCCCCUCCAUGUGUUAACUUUGCUCCAGUGUUUUCGGAACUAUCGCACAAGUACACUCUAGAUAACUUCAAGUUUGGUAAGAUUGAUGCUAGUGCUUAUCCAAAAGUGGCUGAAAAAUAUAAGAUAGAUGUGUCUGCCUGGUCAAAACAGCUCCCAACUCUGGUGCUCUUCAUGAAUGGGAAGGAAAAGUUUAGGCGGCCCAUUGUUGAUAAGAAGGGCAGGGCUAUGAGAUUCGGGUAUUCUAAGGAGCAAGUGAUUAAAGAAAUGCAACUAAAUGAAGUUUUUAACGAGUGCAAAAAGAACCCAUUGCCAAAGAAGAAGAGCAAGAAAGGUUUAGAAGAAAAGGACAAAACGGAAUGAGAUAAUUCGCUGUUCAGAAGCAUCGAAAUGACUGCAUUUAUCUCAAUGUUACUGUUGUUCUGUAGUGGAUGAUAGAUGAUGUCAGUGGAUAGGACAUUGGAGCAUUGAUCAUGAAUCAUGGAUAUUAAGUGUUUGUGGGUCUAUUUACACAUGACGUGUUUCAAACCUGGUUGUUGAUUAAGAUAGAUUAUUGACUGUUCUGGAGACUCGGAUGGAAGCCAUUUAAGUUUCUGAUUUAUGUGAUGUUCUGGACGUAUGGCUGCACUAUGAUUUUUAUGAAGAAACUUUUUGAGUUGAAUAUACUCGACUGAGUGUGGUGUGGUGUAGUGCAUGCAUUUGAGCUGUUAUAAAAGAUGUCCGAUAAGAUUUAAAGGAGAUAUUUUGCUUGUUUGUUCAAUAUACGCUGAAUAGAUUUUCGAAUAAUCAUAUCAUCGCUCAUUUAUAUGUCUAUUCAUGAUUACCUUUAUGUUCAAUGUAUGCUACAGUUUGUCAUGACAAGCUCCAUGUAGACUCUCCAGUUACAGACAGUGUGUGUUGGGAGUGAGACUUACUUUUGUGUCAAUAUGUUAGGGUGAUUUGUUACCUUUUUAAUAAAGAUAAAAGUAAA
Molecule: messenger RNA, 1478 nt
Organism: Lineus longissimus
Lineage: Eukaryota; Metazoa; Nemertea; Pilidiophora; Heteronemertea; Lineidae
Product: thioredoxin-related transmembrane protein 2-A-like
Exons: 7
Coding region: 65-871 (268 amino acids)
Cellular component (GO): cytoplasm
Molecular function (GO): protein-disulfide reductase activity
Source: RefSeq, a predicted model, not a curated record